AUGUCUCCGCAACGAGAUUUUAAGAUAGUGACCUCGAAAAAGAGACGUUCUGAUCCAGUAGUAUUAGUCGUCGGUCUAGAAAAAGAAGUAUUCGCAAUCUCUCAAGCCCUUCUCGUCGACUCUAUUGAAUGCUUCAGGACAGCCUUUCUCCGUGGACGCUCCAGAGAGGGUAUAGAAAAGGAAAUGUAUUUUGAAGAAGAGAAACCCGAAGCCAUUAAGUUAUUGGUUGGAUGGCUUCAAAAAACCAAGGUAAACCUCAACUUCGCCAGCCAGAUAUUUAGAAAUUUCUGGGAGCUCCGUAUCAGCGCAGACAAAUGGUGUGCGGAAAGGCUUGCAAACGAUGUUUCCGACAUCAUCUUAGCUCUCAGAGGAUUGAACAUCCCCUUCGAACACCGAGAUGCAUGGAAACUUUCUGACAACGAUACUUCUGCCAUUUGGCAACUUUCAGUACCAGACUCGUCGGUGAGAAAACUCUGCAUCCAAUGCUUAGCCUGGGAAUUUCGCGAAGAUCUGGAUGACCCAAGGGAUGGCAGCGUGAUUGGGCUCCUUAUUAUUAACAGACUGCGUUCUAUUGUCGACAUGCCUGACUACAUCGCCGAGGAUAUUCAAGCCGGUUUCGACCGCAGCAAGCCUUGCGAUUUCCAAUAUAAAUACAAUAUCUCUUGGCAUGAUAAGAGAGAUCGGGACCGUUGUGCCUUUCACGAUCAUCGUGUUGGUCAAUCGAAAUGUGAAGAGGCGAAAUAUAGCGUUGACACCACUAAUGUAUUGGAUAUGUCUGGGUUUCUCAUCAGAAAGCCCAAAGUUAAUCAGGCUUGGAAUGAUGGAGGGAAAGAAGUCAUCAAUGGCAUUUUCGACUAUGGAAUUUGUUGA
Molecule: messenger RNA, 870 nt
Organism: Botrytis fragariae
Lineage: Eukaryota; Fungi; Ascomycota; Leotiomycetes; Helotiales; Sclerotiniaceae
Product: putative btb poz domain containing protein
Exons: 2
Coding region: 1-870 (289 amino acids)
Source: RefSeq, a predicted model, not a curated record